AUGGAGAUACACUCAUGGAGGGUGUCGAGCUCGGAGAAUCUAGAGCUAAUGGUGACAUUGCAGUUACCAUUGGAAAUUAGACAUGCUAUGAAGCAUAUCCAAGAUUCUUUCAAGUCAAAAUUCCCCAAUAAAGUGUUUCCCAUGAAUAGUUCAAACAUUGGAGGUAUUGAGUCCUUUCCAAUCACGUGCUUGGUUUGGAAUGUCCAAGGAGCCGGUAGUAGAGAUUUUUUAGCAGCUUUGCGUGAAGUUAUUCGGAUUAAUAAACCUAUUGUUUUUGCUCUAGUAGAAACUCAUAUGGGUGGAGAACAAGCUUUGAAGAUUGCUUCAAUGCUUGAUUACAAUGGUCAUACUCGAGUGGAUGCCCAAGGGUUCAGUGGGGGAAUUUGGGUUUACUGGAAGCCGGAACUAGUAACCAUUGACCCCAUUACAAAGUCGAAUCAAUACAUCACUAUGACUAUUUCUCGUAGAGGGGAGGAACCUUGGUAUUUCACUUCUGUUUAUGCAAGUCCCGACCCUUCCAAGCGUCAAGAUUUAUGGCAAGAACUCUCUAAUUUUGCAAGGACCAAUAAUAAACCUUGGUUACUUGCCGGCGAUUUUAAUGACACUCGAUUUGGAUGGGAAAGAAACUCUAGUAGUGUUGAUACUUCAAGGAGGAGUGAACGUUUUAAUCAUUGGGUGGAACAAUCACAACUAAUUGAAGUUGAGUUUUCGGGUUCACCUCAUACUUGGGCUAGAGGUAAUUCUAUGGCUACCAGGAAGAGUGCGAGACUCGACAGAACUCUUUGUAAUUCAGAGUGGGGACUGCGCUUUGAUAAGGCUUGGGUGAAAAACUUGCCAGCCAUUCAAACGGACCAUUGCCCUUUACUUAUUUCUUCGAAUGGCUUUUCCCCUCUAGAAGUCAUGAACCGUCCAUUUCGCUUCCAGGCAGCAUGCCUUUCUCAUGAAAAGUUCUCUGACUUUCUCACUGAAAAAUGGAGAACUGAUAUCCCUCUUAUGAACUUAUUAAAGUCCUUCUCUACUGAUCUUCAAGAGUGGAAUAAGGAAGUAUUCCACAAUAUUUUUAGAGAAAAAAGGACUCUUUUGGCUCGGAUUCAGGGAGUUCAAAUCGCUCUAGCUUCGGGAAGAGAUUCGGGUUUGUUGAAGCAAGAGGCUGAAAUGCGAAGGGAGUUAGACUUGGUUUUGAACCAAGAAGAAAUGUUGUGGUACCAGAAAGCUCGUGCAGAUUGGCUACAACAUGGAGACCGCAACACUACAUUUUUCCAGCUUAGCACAGUGGUGCGACGUUGGAGAAAUAAAAUAGUCGCAAUCAAAGAUGCUGAUGGACAAUUGAUCCUUGAUCAAGAGCGUGUGAAAAAUUAG
Chenopodium quinoa (quinoa) is the source of this 1359-nucleotide messenger RNA. RefSeq lists its product as uncharacterized. Bases 1 to 1359 code for a protein of 452 amino acids. The record is from RefSeq and is a predicted model, not a curated record. The transcript has a single exon. Gene Ontology annotation, molecular function: catalytic activity. NCBI's taxonomy places the organism in Eukaryota, Viridiplantae, Streptophyta, Magnoliopsida, Caryophyllales, Amaranthaceae.